AGAAUAUAAUAAUUAAGUUUAGUCUAAAAUUGUUUGAUAUAUCUUUGACGUUAAUUUGGCGGGCUUUGGUGAUGUUUUCAAUUCAUAAGAGUAAAAUAACGUUCAGCAUAUUGUACGUUUUAUCCGUGUUUAGCCCUUUGUGGAAUCUCCCUGACGCCGUUGUCGCGGAAGUAAAAAGUCUACGUGUGGAAGAAAGGUUGGUCUGGCUGUGUUUAAACACAUUAAACACUAACAGCACCCAUGUCCAAUCCAGCACCGCUUCGUUUCUGGUUGAACCAGUCUUCGUCCUCCCCCGGGAGCCAAAUGAACGCGCUGAGCGGCAUCCGGGGCGUAUAAAUAAAUGGUGUGGAGAGCAGAUCCGAGGCGGUAAUGCUGCGCCGGGUGCGGCAGUCUCUCCGGCAGGUGCUGUUACUGAUGGCCCGGAGACCAGACCUUCUCUGCGGGGCUAUCGUGCUCAGCGUCCUGCUCUUACUCGCGGUUAAAUUCACAUGCAGCCGUGCUAAGAAUGUGGUGGCAGCAGCUCGGCCUCCUGUCCGGUUCUUCCCUGCCGAGGCCCCGGUAGUGGACCUCUACUUGGGUCAGCUGGACCAGGUGGAACGUCUUAGGAGCAUGGCUGAGGUGUCUCUUAUUUUCUUUUACGCUCCUUGGUGUGCCCACUCGAUGGCUGCCCGACAGGAAGUACAGCAGGUUGCGAAGAAGCUGGCCAAACAAGUGCAGUUUGUGGCCGUUAACUGCUGGUGGAGUCAGGGGAAAUGCAGGAGGCAGAACCGUUUCUAUCACUACCCCAUCAUACAUCUGUUUUACAGAAGGUUUGGGCCAAUAGAGUACAGAGGUCCAUUUGUGGCUUCAUAUAUUGAACGUUUUACCCUCAAAGUGAUCACACCACUAACUUACCUCCCAACCAGAGCACACCUUGAAGAGUUCCUGUCCUACCAUGAGUCUGGUGUGGUGGGUGUCUUCCAGUUUAAUUCCUCUCCACAGCCACCAGGGUACAUCACCUAUCUUUCCUCUGCCCUGCAGGCCUUAAGAAGAGAUUACCACGGCAUUGUGCGGUUUGGCGUUGUGACGAGCAAACAUGUGGCAGAGGCCUUCUCGCUUGGAGAGGAUGAAACGGUGUACCUGUACAGAAGAUUUAACUCUUCUUUGAUUUUUCCAAGAAAGGAGCAAAACUUUACAUCCUCAGCCAUCUGUAAUUGGGUGUUUGAACACUACGAGACGGUCCUCCAGUGGCUGCAGCCGCCAGGGACGAAGUCCCGCCUGCUGGAAGAGGAGUUGACGAAAGGCCCUGCACUGCUUCUGUUUAUGCCACACAACCCCCUGCAGUCUGAGCCAAGUGCCAUACUACAGCAGUUUGCAGACAUUGCUCUGCGUUACCAUUCCUGCGACCGCUCCAGCUCAGACGACCACUUCCCUUCUUUCACAUCGCUGUGCUGCCAGUCCAUUCCUCUUCCAGAGUCCAGAACAAGUGUGUGUGAAGUUUGCCUCGAGCUGUCCGGGCCGAGCCUCCCCAGCUCCUCAGCACGCUGCUCAUUGCCUUCCAUUUUACAAGAAGGAGACCGAUCUGGGACUCAUCUUGAACACUGCUGCCUUCACCAGCUACCUUCUCCCAUAUCCAUAAAGACUGCAACCUCUGAGGGCUGUAGUCAUUUUGUGAACAGCUACAGUCCCUUUACUCAGUUCAGUGCCUGCUGUAAAACAGUAGAAUCUCAGCUUAAUGAAUCUAAAGCCAAAGAAGAGCCGGAACCUCCUCCUACUCCUCCCCCUCCCUCCAUCCCUCCAUCCUCUGCUCCCAAGCAGGAGGAAGAUGGCAUCACAGGGCUAAAUUGUCGAACUAACAGGACUCUCAGGUUUUAUGUGCUGGAUGUUGGUCUCAGCUGGCCUCUGGCAGAGCGGCUCGGAGCGUCGAGCCACAGAAACUCGUCCCUACACCAAGAGGCUUCCGCAGGAGGCGACAGGAGCUGUGAUGGGUCGUUUGUGGCUCUCGUGAACCUGAAGGACGAGGUUCAUUAUGUUCUUCAUCGCAGCCCAGCCGCCACACUGACAGAGUCUUUGGAGGCGUUCAUCAGGAACUUCAGCUCACCCUACAGUCAUUUGCAGAGAUAUUUGGUUGGAGAGGAUGACAGGAAGGGAGGUGAAGACGAAGCCAAGCAUCUAGAGCAACAGCAGCAGAAGUGGCUUCCUCAGCGCCGCCUCAUCACAGAGUUGACCACUUCCUCCUUCGUGGCCUCUAUCAUGGAUCAGCAAAUGGAUGUGCUGCUGUUCUACUACACUCAGUGGUGCGGGUUCUGCUCUGUCCUCAACCACGUCCUCAUCCAGCUGGCCAGACUGUUGCAGGGAAACGGCACCAUCACCGUGGCCAGGGUGAAUGUCGCUCGUAAUGACCUUCCCUGGGAGUUCAUGGUGGAUCACGUCCCUUCGAUCCUGCUGUUCCCUAGAUACAGGAAACCUCUUAGCGUGAAGUAUCCUGACAACCUACCCAUCACGUUACCAAACCUCCUCCGCUUCAUCCUGCAACACUCCGGCUCACUGCAUCACCGCAACAGGUCCUCCGUGGGAGCACAGGGAUCUGGACCCGGCGGCGUCCUCCACUCAGAAUUCCUGGCACUCCAGCGCGAAGUCCAAACACUGCAUCACGCCCGCGAACGUCUCUCGCAGCAGCUGGCGCAAGUCUGGCGUGAGAACCGACAGCUUAAGUUUGACAUACGCAGCAUUGAGCAGAGUCUGGAGAGGCAGGUGCAGGAGAAAAGCCAGCAGCUCGCCGAGGCGCUUGGGCGGCUGCAACAGCUGGCGGACGCUUCUGAGACCCUGCUAAAUGAGAACAUGCUGCUCAAAGUCCUGCUGAGGGCGCUGAAGAACAGGACAGAAGCUGAAGAGCAGGCCGAGGUGGAGAGAGAAGAGACGGGACAGGAAAAAAGCCAUCAAGCUCCGUGAGUCCAACUCUGCAGGGAUGGUGGGCAGCGACUCAGGAGGAGGAAAGUGGGCUUAAAAAUGAAGGAAAGACUGAACAUGGAGAGAAGAAAAGCUGUGAUUAGACCUACAGUGCAGAUAGAAGGGGAAUAUUUGCAUUUGGAAAGUGGAUGUCAUGUAAAAUCUUAAUAAAGAAGGUUGUUGGUUUGUUAACACUGAGACUAACCUGGAGUCCUAAAAGAGGACACACUCCAGAGUAAAGGAGUGAAAGGAGCCGUUAUAAAGUGCUUUAAAUCAGGUCACUCAUGGAAACAGACUGUUAGGAAUUCAGUUCUAAAAAAUCAUUUUCAUCAUUUUUGAUUCCUGUAAACUUUAAUGACGGCAACAAAGUUCAACACUAGUAAACGGAGGAAUAAUUAAAUGUGUGGAAACAGACAACAGGUUUGGCUGAGAGAGGAAAUGAUUCAAACAAUCAGCUUGUUGUUUCUGAUCAAACCGGUCCAACUGGGAUGAAAACUCCAGCUGCUUCCAUUCAUUUUUCACAAUAAAAGCAGCGCCAUAAAUAAAGACUGUUGUUUUAUCAAAGGAGCUGUCUCAGUCAUGUUAACUGGGAAAGUGGAAGCUUUUGCUUUGGACAUGCUUAUGGAAAAAUUAUCUGGGAAAUAAGGAAUUUCCUGAAUGAAGGGCCUUUUUUUUUAAAUACACCUAUUCAGUAUGGACUCACCUGCUGUCCAAGUAUCAAAUGUAAGAUGUUUUACUUUACUAUCGGUUUGCGUUGGAGCGUGAACUGUUCAUUUCUUUCGUCAAGAAAUAUGAUCUAAAAAAAUACAUUGAAUGUAUAAUGUAUUUUUUUACAAGUUUUCCAGCUUUUAUUUUUGCAUUUAUUGCUGAUCUAAAUUGUCAAGCAAUAAGAUGCUUCCACGUUUCUACCCAAUCAUGUGGAUGUUUUCCUAAUUAUUAGUGUAAAUCUGCAGAGUUUUGUUGCUUUUUACAUGCAGAUUACAGCUAAACCUUGUGGAAAAAGAGCAAAUCACUAAUUUGUUUUUAGCAACACUUUUCAGUGAAGUGUUGCUGAAUUUACCAGAAGGGGGAAACCCCUCGUCUGAUCUUACAGUGAGAGAAAAUUUCUGUUUUUUCAGUUUUAAUGGGGAUAUAAUGGUGGGUUUGCUACACUGAUUUAUUUUUAAAGAAAUUGAGUCACAAAGAUGGAACUAUGUAACUAUUCAGGUAUUCAUAAUAAGAUGCUGCAGUUGUUUACAUGUGAAAUAUUGCACCGAUUUUUACUGAUUAAACAUCUUUCUGUCUUUCUUA
This is a messenger RNA of Girardinichthys multiradiatus, 4218 nucleotides long. RefSeq names its product thioredoxin domain containing 11 (gene txndc11). The transcript is spliced from 13 exons. Lineage: Eukaryota; Metazoa; Chordata; Actinopteri; Cyprinodontiformes; Goodeidae. The record is from RefSeq and is a predicted model, not a curated record. The coding region runs from base 370 to 2931 and encodes 853 amino acids.